CGCAGCGGGAGAGUGAGACGGGCAGGUUCAGGCGCUCGCCCCGCACGCCGCUCAGCAGUCAGUGUUCAUUAGGUGCGCCGGGAUGUGUGCGUGCUGCUGGUGACAACAUAGGUGCCGUUUGAGCGAAAAAUGUCUUCUCGUCGCGAUUGCCGUGCAAUAUAACUACAAUAAAAACGCACAUCGCCACCCAUCGAUGUCGUAGAUUAAGUGCGCGCCGUUAACGUGCAACGAUCGGGCGUGCGAGCUUUGGAAGUUGGGAUUAUUUUGAUAGCGAGUGCAAAGACAAAAUGGCGCAUAAUAUGCCACCAUCGGUGAAUUGUUCACUGGAUGAUAUAGAUUUAUCGGCGCUGAAGGAGCCAGCCGGUAUCUUCGAACUGAUUGAAGUCGUUGGUAAUGGCACGUAUGGACAAGUUUACAAGGGUCGGCAUACGAAAACAGGCCAGCUUGCUGCCAUUAAGGUGAUGGACGUCACCGAAGAUGAGGAGGAAGAAAUUAAACUUGAAAUCAACGUGUUGAAGAAGUAUUCGAACCAUCGCAACAUUGCGACCUACUAUGGCGCCUUCAUCAAGAAGUCUCCACCCGGCAAGGACGAUCAGUUGUGGCUGGUGAUGGAAUAUUGUGGAGCAGGAUCUGUCACGGAUCUGGUAAAGUCUACCAAAGGUCAAAGUCUUAAAGAAGAGUGGAUUGCCUAUAUCUGUCGUGAGAUACUACGCGGUCUUUCAUAUUUGCAUUCGAAUAAAGUGAUCCAUCGUGAUAUUAAAGGACAGAAUGUGCUCUUAACCGAUAACGCCGAAGUGAAGCUUGUCGACUUCGGAGUGUCCGCGCAAUUAGAUCGCACGAUAGGUCGCAGGAACACGUUCAUUGGCACUCCCUACUGGAUGGCGCCGGAGGUAAUUGCGUGCGAUGAGAACCCUGACGCGACCUAUGACAAUAGAAGCGACUUGUGGUCACUGGGCAUCACGGCGCUAGAAAUGGCCGAGAGUCAGCCGCCUUUGUGCGAACUCCAUCCAAUGCGAGCGCUGUUCCUCAUUCCUCGCAAUCCGCCUCCGCGUUUGAAGAACAAGAAGUGGAAUAAGAAGUUUCAGAAUUUCAUUGAAACCGUGUUGGUGAAGGAUUAUCAUGAGCGUCCAUACACAGAGCAACUACUCAAACAUUCGUUCAUCAAGGACCAACCAACCGAGCGUCAGGUGCGCAUCCAGCUUAAGGAUCACAUCGAUCGCUGCAAGAAACGCAAGCAAGAGCGUGAACGCGAGGAUUAUAGAUACUCCGGAUCAGAGAAUGAGGAGGAAGAGCCCGCCUUGGCCGGCGAACCGAGUAGCAUUGUGCAGGCACCUGGCGGUGACACGCUGCGAAGGAACUUCCAGCAGAUUCAAGAGGGCCGCAAUAUUAUCCAGCAACAAGUUGAACCUCCACCAAGGAGUGGCAGAAACAAAGAACGUGAAGAAAUUCCUGAACCUGGGCCGCCUGCAAGACCCCCAAUUCCGCAGAGAAUGAUUAUGGUUCCAGACCUGCCACCAGCACCGAGAAGUAUGGCUUCCAGACCACUGCCACCGCCUCCAGAGAAUGCGGCGCCGCGAUCUCAACAACCGCAACGAAACUCUCAGUCGCAGUUUAAACCAAUGACGCCCUUUCGAAGACCUGAGGAAUUGGAUGCAUUGGCUGCUCAUUUGAACGAGAUCGGCUUGCAACAAAACGUUCAACCUGAAGCUCCACCGCGAAACAAUCGCAAUAGCAGCAGUAACAAUAAAGCGCAGUCAGCCGCCAACAACAAUGUCGCUACGCCAUCAAACAACCAUUCAGCGGGCGUUCCGAUUUUGGACGGUUUGGUGGAUAGUGAUAGCGACUCGGAACCCGAGGACAACGGCAGGGGUCGAAAUGAUGGAACAUUGUUAGCUAGCGAUCCGCCAAAACCUCUUCCUGAGUUUUCUUACAGACCCGGCUUAGGUGUCGUUGCCGAAGGCUCGCCGAGUGGUUCUAGUCCGAGCGCAACCGGAUCGGGAGGUCCUCCCAAUCGACCGUUGCCUCCAACACCCGAUGACGACGAAUCUCAAGGCGACAAGACUUUGGUAUUGCGAAACAGGCAGCUGGCAGCUAGUCAAGCGAAAAAGGAAGACAUUGACGAAGCGACGUUACUUAAGGAUUGGGAUUUCGCACGCUUUUUCCCAUCCAAAUUCCAAGGAUCUUCUUCGACUUCCACCUCGAGCGCGUCCACGAAGAGCAAUAAGAAAGGCGCCGUUAGUGGCGAAAAGCCGGCGAUGCACAGGCGCAACGAAAGCGAUAGUAAUCUCGGCCCGUUUGCCCGCGGCUUUCGGCGUGAAAACUCCGACCUGCUGCCGCUCAGCUCGCGGCACUCGGCCGUAUUUCCUGAUCGAAACCAGAGUCCCAUGAGGAGCAGCGGCCUGUUUAGUAAUCGCCGCAGCUCCGACGCUGGCCUCUCGAAAAAGAACGGCGAACCGAUUCUCACCGACUUCGUGAAAAAGAACUCGGAGUUGAGCCGGCGGCCAAAGAUCACGAUGAUGAUAGACAAAGCUGAAGUUCAGCUGCGCCCCAGACGCGAAAAAACCGAAUCCGAUAUCGUCCUUAAGUACACAGAGGCGCGAAAGGGUAUGGAGACGCGCCGGCGGGAGAUUGCGCUCAAUCGCGAGGCGGAGGACCUGCGCCGACGCAGCUCCCGGUCUAUAGAUCCGCCGUCGUUUGCACCAGUCUCGUCGAAAAAUAAUUCUCUAAUCGGUCACGAGUUUUUAAUUUUACAGAAUGGCCGCGGAAGCGAUCAUGCGAGGCAGAGCAACGUCCUGCCGGAUUUGCUCUCACAGGCCAGUGGAAGUCCUGGCACGCCUUCCGCCAGAGACAAGAGCUCCAGCGAGGAGUACCGUCAGGCUGUGCACAUUAAUAUGGCACCCAGUACACCUAUGAUCAGUAAUCAUGCUCUUCAUUUACAACAGAAGCAACGUUCUUUCUUGACAUUUGGCUUUGGAGCCGGCAGCGCAAAUUCCAGACGAGAGUCGCACGUCAACGUGAAUGUUACACCAACAUCACAUGACUUGUCCUCAGACACACCGGAAAUUCGGAAGUACAAGAAACGUUUCAACAGCGAUAUUCUUUGCGCUGCUCUAUGGGGUGUCAAUUUGUUGAUUGGUACUGAACAUGGUUUGAUGUUACUCGAUCGCAGUGGCCAAGGAAAAGUUUACCAACUAAUAUCUCGAAGAAGAUUCCAACAAAUGGAGGUAUUGGAAGGCCAAAAUAUCCUUGUUACGAUAUCUGGCAAAAAGAAUCGCGUGCGUGUUUACUACCUCAGUUGGCUCAAGAGUAAAAUUUUGAGAUCUGACGGAGUAGAUCAGCAGGUUGAAAGGAGAAACGGAUGGAUCAACGUGGGUGAUCUGCAGGGCGCAGUUCAUUUCAAAAUAGUAAAAUAUGAAAGAAUAAAGUUUUUGGUGAUAGCACUUAAAGACAGCAUCGAGAUUUACGCAUGGGCUCCGAAACCGUACCACAAGUUCAUGGCAUUUAAAUCGUUUGGCGAAUUGACGCACAGGCCUUUGCUCGUAGACCUCACUGUCGAAGAGGGCACAAGACUUAAAGUGAUCUAUGGAAGUGGCGACGGCUUUCACGCCGUUGAUUUGGACUCCGCAAACGUUUACAAUAUUUAUUUACCAAAACACAUUCAAGGAUCAAUUUCUCCUCAUUGCAUUGUAACACUUCCAAACAGCAACGGAAUGAAUUUGCUCCUAUGCUACGAUAAUGAAGGCGUCUACGUGAAUACGUACGGAAAGAUAUCUAAGAACGUUGUUCUUCAGUGGGGCGAAUUGCCAACCUCUGUCGCCUAUAUUGGCACUGGUCAGAUCAUGGGUUGGGGCAAUAAGGCAAUCGAAAUUCGUUCGGUUGAGUCGGGUCACCUGGAUGGCGUAUUCAUGCAUAAAAAAGCUCAACGAUUAAAGUUUUUGUGCGAGCGCAACGACAAAGUCUUCUUCUCAAGCGCAAAGAGUGGUUCCUCUUGUCAAAUCUACUUUAUGACACUAAAUAAGCCGGGCAUGGCAAACUGGUAACGGAAUAUUAAAGUUGAGGCGAUGUUAAUUUUUAGAUAGUAAACUACAGUUGGCUCCAUUUAUAAACACACAGACCGGGGAUGUUUUGUUCUUGCAUAUAAACAAACUAGCGUAGUUUCCAGUAACCAUGCUAAUGAAGAGAAAAACCUUAAAAACAUACGUACAACCUAACCGCAUUUUAAAUUCAAUACGUUUCGAUGCACAAAAUAUGCAAGGUUUGAUUCAGCGGGGAACCACGCGAAGAUGAAGCAAUAACCAGUGUAUAAUUUGACAAUAUGCACACCAUUAGGGAACUUUGAUUCACAUCUUUGUGCCAACCAGCAUUUUAGCGGUGAAGCUCACGAAGUUAUCAUACGAUAUGUUUUAAGGACGAAGCAAAAGAAACGUUGUAUAAUAGUAUACAUAAACAUACAAACAUAAACACAUAAUUUGAAUACGGGGAGGAAUCAUUUGAAACAAUUUUGAUAACGAAUUAAUUAAAAUGUCGCAUUAAAAGUAACUUGAUGUUGUACAUAGUCCCAUCAAAACAUUUUGUUUUACGUUAAAACGAUGUUGUGGUUGAAUUGACGAUGCUAUCAAUUUUGAUACUUGACAGAAAUAUUUAUAUAUACCUAAUUGUAUGGCAAACAAACAGUUUUGCAUAGUACAAAUAGAAACGAAUACCUGCCGAAGUUAUCAUUCAAUUUGAAUACUGUUUGUACCGAGAUAUAAUACUAAUGAGCGUAAUUUUAACGUAAUCGAAAUGUUUUGUUUCAAUCAUGUCAUGGAAUAGUCAGUUGUGCACUCUGUCUUUAUAAUCCGACAUUUGUUGAUUCUCCUUCCUUUUCACAUUGUGUGCAGCACGCAAUCUAAUGCAUUACCCGUAACCUUAUUACUGCAAAAUUAUGAGGAACUCUUACAAUUUUAUACUAAAAAAAAUAUGCAAAUUGUAGUGAAUAAUAUAUGUCAGUAUCUAAAAAUAUUCAUUAUUCUUACGGUGCUGUUAUACCUACUAUUCAAAAUUUCAUUUCUAAUUAUUUAGGUUAUUGUAAAUAUUAUCGAUUACUUAUGUUGUAUUGUUUAUUUCUCUUAUUCAUGUAUAAGAUGAAUAUAACGUCGUAAAGUUGCAAUGCAUUGCACAACACGCUGUCGCCAUCAGUUUUGUUUAAGAAUCUUAUACUUUCGAUCAGUAAUAGUUAUGGUGCAAUGAAGACUGUUUUAUAUAUUUGAUUUAUAUUAUAGUAGUAUUUGUAUUGAAAUAUCACUUUUGUAAUAUCUUUUUGUUAUACUGAUAUUCCGUUUACAUAUUCGAGUGAGGAAGAUUGUUAAUAAAUGCAAAUAGCGGAAUAGCUGCCUUCCUCGCGUAUCGGAGGCGCGAUGUAUCUGGCAUUUGCAUCAAAUUUAUUUAUUUGUGCGAUUCUUUCUAAAAAAUUUAAAUUAUUGUUGAUUCCAAAUUUUAUAAGAAAAUGAAGAAAAAAGAAAGUGCUAUCCUUGCUCUGAUUAUGUGUUAAUUUACGUUACGUAUUAUAUUAAACAUAUGCUAUGUAAUAUUCUAUGUACUCCUUUUAUAGUAAUUUCCAAAGAAUUGGUAAGUGUGAUUUUUUAACUGAUUCUAACAUAUAGAUCAUUUUAUUAAUAUAACGAAUAAAGUUGUAUAUUAAAA
Molecule: messenger RNA, 5682 nt
Organism: Dalotia coriaria
Lineage: Eukaryota; Metazoa; Arthropoda; Insecta; Coleoptera; Staphylinidae
Gene: msn
Product: serine/threonine-protein kinase msn
Exons: 19
Coding region: 288-4040 (1250 amino acids)
Biological process (GO): protein phosphorylation
Molecular function (GO): protein kinase activity; ATP binding
Source: RefSeq, a predicted model, not a curated record